AUGGAGGCCUCUCUACGAUCGAGCAUUCUGGACUAUCGUCGCGAGAAUGGCCGCACAUAUCACCGCAUGAGCGACGGGAAAUAUGCUUUUCCAAACGAUGACCGAGAGCAAGAGCGGCUGGACAUCGUCAAUCACGUGUGGAUGCUGACCCUCGACGGAAACUUCUGCUUGUGUCCGAAGAACAACGACACUGCUAGGCAGGUCCUCGACCUUGGCACAGGAACUGGUAUCUGGUCUAUCGACUACGCUGAAGCUCACGAGAAAGCCGAAGUACUCGGCGUCGACCUCAGUCCAAUUCAGCCAGAAUACGUCCCUCCAAAUUGCCGCUUCGAAAUCGACGAUAUAGAAAAAGAAUGGGCCUGGAACACACUUUUCGACUUCAUCUUCUGCCGCGACAUGAACGGAAGUUUUGGUGAUUGGGAGGGAGUCAUAACUCAAGCAUACAAUAACUUGGAACCAGGCGGCUACUUCGAAAUCCAAGAUAGUAUCUGGCCUCCCGUCUGUGAUGACGGCACCUUCAGCGAGGACUCCGCGUUGUACAAGUGGACCCGUCUCUUGGUAGAAGCUUCGGACAAACUUGGACGCCCAAUUGACCAGACUGCCCAAAGACCGAUGAUGAUGCAGGCUAUUGGGUUCGAAGAUAUACGAACCACGCGAGUUGUGUUCCCGGUUUCUCCGUGGCCAAAAGACGACCGACUCAGAGAGUUAGGCAAAUGGAACCUGUACCAGCUUCUCCCGGGCUUGGAAGCCCUCACUCUUGGCCUGUUGACGCGUGCACUGGGUUGGUCGAAACCGGAAGUUUUGGUUUUGUGUGCCCAUGUUCGAAGGGACCUCCAAGAUACGAAGAUCCACGCCUACUGGAAUGGAUAUGUCAUGUAUGGCCGCAAGCCAUUGAACGCCCCUAGAACGCGUUACAUGGAACUAGAAUCUGUACCUUAG
Molecule: messenger RNA, 939 nt
Organism: Colletotrichum gloeosporioides
Lineage: Eukaryota; Fungi; Ascomycota; Sordariomycetes; Glomerellales; Glomerellaceae
Product: putative methyltransferase tdiE
Exons: 1
Coding region: 1-939 (312 amino acids)
Molecular function (GO): methyltransferase activity
Source: RefSeq, a predicted model, not a curated record